AUGGAUUCAUCCGAUGAUCUUCUCGAUGAACGUAAACAACGUAAAUUAGCGCAAAUGUCACGACGAGAUGAAGAACGUAAAUUGGAUCUUCAAAAUAAACAAGACGAGCGCAAGUUAGUAACAGCUACGAACGUCGGAAGAAAAUUCUUCGAACAAGAAUAUCCUCCGAUGAAAAGCGAAAUUGAAGAUUUAUUCAGUAAAUUAUCCAUGAGUAACGAUGAGAAGAUUCAAGAAAUCGCUGAUCGAUUGCAAAAAAUGGAGAAAUUCAUUACUGAACAUGUAGACAUUCUAAGUUCACGUGAUGUGGCCAAUGCACAAACCGAUGUGAUCAAACUUCGUACGCAGUUAAACUCCUUACAAGUCGAUAGUCUUUCAUCCACCCAUCGAAUAGACUUUGCUAAAACUCACGACGAACAUAUUCAACACGAACAAUUAGAAGAAUCAUCGAAAGCUGUUUCUUCACCAUCGAACCUGACCGUUUCGGCCAAUACGAUCAACAUUGCCGACAAAAGCAAUGAACUAAUCCGUUUGGAAGCAUCCGAUUUGAAUGGAAAAGAUGUUGCUAUCGAGAAUUUAAAACAAUGCGAAGUCUUUCUUAAGGGCAGUCCUUCUUCGUUGCAAAUAAAAAAUCUCCAUGCUUGUAUACUUAUCGUUGGUCCAUGCUUACGUUCAGUUCUUAUCGAUCAAUGUCAACAAUGUGAAUUCGCAUUAGCUUGUCAACAACUACGUGUACAUACGAGUACCGAAUGUGAUUUUUACGUUCAUAUAACUGCUCAACCAAUCAUCGAAGAUUGCCAUAACUUAAGAUUUGCACCGUAUAACGUGGAAUACAAGUUAAAGGAUGAGCAAGUGAAAGCGAGUGGGCUGAUCUGGACAAAAGACUAUUGGAAUGACGUUCGAGACUUUAAUCAUAUGAUUCCGGGAAUGCCGUCGCCCAAUUGGGAGAUCAUUGCUGAAGAAGAGAGAAAAGAAUGGUCGUUGGAUUAA
Molecule: messenger RNA, 987 nt
Organism: Adineta ricciae
Lineage: Eukaryota; Metazoa; Rotifera; Eurotatoria; Adinetida; Adinetidae
Source: the annotation of a GenBank genome assembly